CUAACAGACAGAAAUAACUGUGUUCGCCGGCAGGUCCAGGGUCAGCUUAAAAAAGUGUAUAUUGCGAGCCACUCGGUCAAUGAGAAUCGUUGUUAAAGGUAUACUGAUCCAAGAUCAGGAAUUUGAAUGCGUUUUUACUUUCAUGAUUCACGUUGUGUAAAAUACUGCCACCACUUCCGCAUUGAGAUCUUGACAAACUAGCUCAACAUCAUGGCAGUGGGCCUAAUAUCGUAUCAGACUUUGAGUUGUCGACUGUUAAACCGUAUGCUUUCGCAACAAAGCGUGAGCACAAUCUGCAGCUUUACACGCGCUUUAUCGAGAAAGACUGGCUCUCCGUACACAGAUCUCUCACCACGGACAGUCCACGGGCUGGUAAAUCUAUGCGGGAGUUGGACGUGCCGGACAUCACAGUGGUUGUCUUUUUACGACUCAAGAUCAUUCUCGUCUUUACCUCCACCGCCCCCUUCUGGUGAUAAAACCAAAAAGACAGGUCCAGUGACUUGGAAAUCAUUAGCAAUAACAUUUGCAUUCGGGGGUGUUCUCCUUGCCGGAAUGAAAUAUUUCAAGAAGGAAAAAGAAGAAUUGAUUGAAAGAGAAAGGACAAAGUCAAUGGGGAAACCAGCACUUGGGGGUCCAUUCUCUCUUGUGGAUCAGAAUAAUAAACCCUGUAAAAGUGAGGAUUUUCUCAGCCAGUGGGUCCUUAUCUACUUUGGGUUUACACACUGCCCUGACAUCUGUCCUGAUGAAAUCGAGAAAAUGAUUGAGGUGGUGGAUGAAAUAGACAGGAUACAGUCUCUUCCAAACCUGACCCCCAUCCUCAUCACCAUUGAUCCUGACAGGGACACACCUGAGGCCAUGGGGACAUAUGUGAAAGAGUUCUCCCCUAAGCUCAUUGGCCUGACUGGGACAAUGGCCCAAAUUGACCAGGUCUCUCGAGCCUACAGAGUCUACUACAGCCAGGGACCAAAGGAUGAAGACAACGACUACAUUGUUGAUCACACAAUCAUCAUGUACCUGGUUGGUCCGGACGGAGAGUUCAAAGAGUAUUUUGGACAGAACAAGAGGACCGCUGAGAUCUCCUCUUCCAUUGCAUCACACAUGAGGAAGUACAAGAAGGGGAAUUAAGAGGUGAGAUGAAGGAGAACUGGUCAAGUGCACUGUCUGUGUCUGGGAACACAUCUUAUGUGUCUCUCUCACAGCCUUCAGAGACCGUCAGCAGCCUCUGGCCCAGCAGCCUCUUGCCCAGCAGCCUCUGGCCCAGCAGCCUCUUGCCCAGCAGCCUCUGGCCCAGCAGCUUCUUGCCCAGCAGCCUCUGGCCCAGCAGGACUGAACGCUGCCAUGUUAUGUCAAUGACAUGGAAUAUUUAUCUGCAUUACAGAUUUUCAUUGAAUUCAGAUGUCUACGACUUACAAUUCCCUUGUUGCGGGUCACCAUUUAAUAUGGUCUCUAAUAUCAUAUUUAAGUCUAAGAUGGUUUAAAGUGAUUGUUUGCAAAUGGGUGUGGACAACACUUAAGUGUUUACUUUUUCUGCUUUGCCCAUUAUUUAAAUCGAUGUGAAAUACAAUUGUUUCGAUGUAAAAAUAUGAGAGCCAAAUUGAUUUUAAGUACCUAAACAAAUGUAACUACCAUAAAAUGUAGGGGGAAAGUAUUCCCUGGAAAUCAACACUGAAGAACUAAAGGUUUCCAGUGUUUGCCCUUGGACACUCCUAAUGGAAAAAAACAUGAAUCGUUGUCGUUGUGCAGUUACAGUUCUACUUUACUUCCUUUACACUAAUUCUCCUUUUUAGCCUUGCUGUUAAGUCUGGCCCAAUACCUGGACUCGUCUCAGUGACACCAGAAACAUUUAUGCACUGUAAUAACUCUUUGGUUACUCGAUUUGUACUAUUCAUAAAUCAGUCAUAUUUCAACUGAAUUUCCAAAGUAAUGUUUAAUUUAUUAAACUUGGACUUGCAAUUUA
Molecule: messenger RNA, 1957 nt
Organism: Oncorhynchus kisutch (coho salmon)
Lineage: Eukaryota; Metazoa; Chordata; Actinopteri; Salmoniformes; Salmonidae
Product: protein SCO1 homolog, mitochondrial-like
Exons: 7
Coding region: 211-1125 (304 amino acids)
Biological process (GO): mitochondrial respiratory chain complex IV assembly
Source: RefSeq, a predicted model, not a curated record